Molecule: messenger RNA, 1098 nt
Organism: Oreochromis niloticus (Nile tilapia)
Lineage: Eukaryota; Metazoa; Chordata; Actinopteri; Cichliformes; Cichlidae
Exons: 2
Coding region: 296-1003 (235 amino acids)
Source: RefSeq, a predicted model, not a curated record
UUGUUGUGUUUACGAAGUUCUAUAAUAAAGGAGGCAAAUUAGUACAUGCUGUUACCCUGUCAGACCAGGGGUGCCGCUAAUGAGGCUGAGUAAGAGAGAGGAGAGAAGAAGAGAAAGUAGAGAGAGAGUUAACAAAGAUAGAGUGCCACUGUAAAGCUUAAAAUAAAGUGUUGAACCCAGUCGUCGCCUCCGCUACCUGAUUUACAAACGCAACAAAUUGGCGACGAGGACGAGCGCUUCAGUACCGAGCCCACCGCCCUUUUUGAAACAUGCGGGUGAGCCGCCGAUACCGUUUAUGACGUGGCGCAAAUUCUUUGAGAACUACAUGCUAGUGAUAAAUGCUAUGGGAGAUGCGUGGCCGGAGGCGAGACGACGAGUCGUCUUAUUACACUGCUUGGGACCAGAGGGACAACGACUGUUCUACACACUGCCGAAUCAAGGUACAACGUUUGCUGAAGCCAUGACUGCGCUUGAAAACCACUUUGUCCCUAAAGUGAAUGUAGUGGCAUGCAGGCACACAUUCAGACAGCGAGUUCAGCGGGCUGAUGAAACUGUGACCCAGUAUGUUGCCGCCCUCAGAGCGUUAGCUGCGCCAUGUGAUUUUGGAAUAAUGGAAGGUGAGAUGAUUCGGGAUCAACUUGUUGCUAAUGCUAAUCUCAGUGUUGUUAAAGAUAAAUUGCUGCUGGAGGAGGACCUUACAUUGGACAAGGCAGUUACUAUUGCGUGUCAGGUGGAGGCUGUGGUCAAGAAUGCUACACUCCUUUCUGCUGCGCCCACGGCCCAGACUGCUGCAGUACAAGCUGUGGAGGUGAAGGACGCACGUCUUCGGGGAAAAAGAGGAGCGCGACCAGGUCAAGCUCGGGGACCUACAUCUAAAGAAUGGCACAAAAAGGCAAGUGAUAAAGAGCAACAGCGCCAUUGCUUCAGAUGUGGAUCUGAGAAACACCUGGCUAAUGAUAAAAACUGUCCAGCAGUAAAAGUGAAAUGUGAUAUACCUAUAUAAGAGGUCAUAUGUUAAUGAACCUAUGGAUAUUCAUGUAACCACAAUAAAAGAGCAGUGUUACGGGGGAGCGGACGAGAGCAACUGGGGUCAAGCGA